Messenger RNA from Botrytis sinoallii, 1710 nucleotides. RefSeq lists its product as uncharacterized. The record is from RefSeq and is a predicted model, not a curated record. Gene Ontology annotation, molecular function: magnesium ion binding; thiamine pyrophosphate binding; acetolactate synthase activity. Gene Ontology annotation, biological process: L-valine biosynthetic process. The transcript is spliced from 4 exons. Gene Ontology annotation, cellular component: mitochondrion; acetolactate synthase complex. NCBI's taxonomy places the organism in Eukaryota, Fungi, Ascomycota, Leotiomycetes, Helotiales, Sclerotiniaceae. The coding region runs from base 1 to 1410 and encodes 469 amino acids.
AUGGCUUCGUCUGUGACAUACACGGCUUCGGAUGCAUUUUUUGAUGCUCUGAGCGAGUUUGGCAUUCAAGCCGUAAUUGUUCAUGUUGGUGUUGGAACUCAAGCUCUGGGGGCUGCCAUGCGUGAGUAUCUCUGCUUCUUCGACCUAAGCCCACAAUCCUCAGAUGCACCAGAUCAAAAGGCUCUCGUUCGACAAUAUUGUCGCUACGUAGGAGAGUUCCGUACGGGGUCUACCGUGAAGAAAACUGUUGCACGAGCGCUGCAGUUUGCUACUAGUGAUCCCAAGGGACCCGUAUAUCUGGCCGGAGCCCGAGAAAUGAUGGCCGAGACUGUUCAGCCUCAGAAAUUUGAUGCUGGACAGUACGGACCUAUCGGCCCCUCUGCCUUGGUCCAAUCUGCAGUCAAAAAAAUUGCAGAAGCUUUGUUAAAUGCUAAGUCGCCUCUCAUUAUUACCAGAUAUUCCGGUAGAAACCAUGCUUGUCCUGCAGAGCUAGUCAAAUUAGCAGACAUGAUUCCUGGAUUGCAAGUUUCAGACACCAGUGGUUGUGACAUGUGCUUUCCAGCCUCACAUCCUGCAUACCUUGGUUUUCGUCUCAGCUUUGAUAAAUCUGCAACCGAAGCUGAUGUGAUAUUUGUUCUGGAUUGCGAUAUUCCAUGGAUUCCUUCUCGCAAUCGUCCUCGUGAGGAUGCAAUCAUAUAUCAUGUUGACGUCGAUCCCCUGAGUUCCACAAUGGGGUUGUCUUUUUUUCCCGCAGAAGGGAGAUGGAAAGCGGAUAGUUAUAUUGCUUUAACCCAAAUUAAUCAGUAUCUUACAACCUCAGAGCUUGCGAAGGAAAAACUCGCAGACGAGGAAUCUGCAAAACGACAUAAGGUUGUUGCCAAGAAAUACCAAGAACGCAUGGAAUCCAUCGCUAAGCUUGCAACCGCGCCUUCCGAUGGCUCGCUCGAUAUUCAUUACGUUGGAGCCGCGCUAAAAUCCGCUGCACCACGGGACACAAUAUUUGUCGUCGAAGCUGCAACGUGCGCAAUGCCUUUAUCGGACCAACUACAAGUAGAAAUCCCUGGCUCUUGGAUUAAUUCUGCUGGUGCCGGCUUGGUAUGGAGUGAUGGAGCGGGUCUGGGGGUUAAGUUAGCAUACGAUGCUGCCGGGACUCCAAAGUUUGUUUUUCAGGUCGUGGGUGAUGGAACCUAUCUAUUCACAGUUCCUGGAAGUUUCUAUUGGACUGCAUCUCGAUACGGUAUACCCGUUUUAACAAUCGUGCUCAACAAUAGAGGGUGGAACGCACCACGCCAAUCGCAUCGACUCGUUCAUCCAACAGGCCUUGGUGCCAAAGCGUCGAAUAAGGACAUGCAUAUAUCAUUAGAUCCUUCUCCUGACUAUAGCGGAACAAAAAGCAGCAGCUGGGGAUAAUUUUGGCUCCCUUCAGGGUAGCCUAUUCGCAGCGAAAGUUUCUACAACUACGGAACUAAGUGAUGUGCUCAGCAAGGCUGUGAAAGAGGUUCAAAAUGGGCGUGGAGCCUGUUGUAGAAGUAGUAUUGAAUGUUGAUGAGAUGGGCGAUUUCAAAACGCGUCGAGAAUGAACACCUUCGAAAUGAGAUUUUUCGAUUGUAACUUCCAACUUAUCAAUCAUAGCAAAAAUUACAAUUUUUGCGCAGCGUGUUUUGCUAGUCUUCUUGUUUGAAAGCUUUUUGAUCACUCCAAGUAAUGAAC